Messenger RNA from Trichobilharzia regenti, 583 nucleotides. The record is from the annotation of a GenBank genome assembly. NCBI's taxonomy places the organism in Eukaryota, Metazoa, Platyhelminthes, Trematoda, Strigeidida, Schistosomatidae.
CUCGACCGAUGCUUAACCUCGAUAUUACUCACCAUACUAUACCACCUAUCAAAGACAGCUAGCCGGCCUUUUCAGGUUUUCCACUUUCGAUGGCCAUGUGUCACUCACAGCCGAACAGAGCAAACUACUGAGCGGUACACACACGUUGUUUGAUCGAUAGCUAACCGAAUAUCUCUUCGACACCAGAAAUGGUGUAAGUUGGCAAAUGCAACAUGGGUCUUUUGUAUCCGUCUUGUGAAUACAGGAGUAAGACAAGGUUACCCGACCUUCUAUCACUGGUGAUAUUCCUAAUUGUGGUGAAUUGGAUUAUGCAUCAGAUUGUGGACAGACAGAGGACAGGAUUACUUUGGAUCGGAAAGAAGAUUCUAGAAGAUAUGGAUACCGCGGAUGAUUUAUCUCUAAUGUCACAUAAACCCAAAGACUUACAAGCGAAAACCAAUAAGUUGGCAGGAGAAGCAGCCAGUGAAGAUAUGGCGCUUCAAGUGAACAGAGAGAAGACGGAGGUGAUGCAGAUAACCAACCAAAAACAAUAACAAGAAGUAUCAAUUACAAUCGAUGAGAGAAACUUGAAGGAAGAUCGCUU